Molecule: messenger RNA, 1215 nt
Organism: Phaedon cochleariae (mustard beetle)
Lineage: Eukaryota; Metazoa; Arthropoda; Insecta; Coleoptera; Chrysomelidae
Source: the annotation of a GenBank genome assembly
AUGGAUAUUUCUCUGAAACAAGAUGGUGGGAUAUUGAAGGAGGUUAUUCAAGAAGGAGCUGGUGAUGAAUUGCCUACACAUGGAUGCAAAGUGUCUGUUCACUACACAGGAACCCUCACUGAUGGAACCAAAUUUGAUUCCAGUAGGGACAGAAAUGAACCUUUUAAAUUUGAUCUAGGAAAAGGUAGUGUGAUCAAAGCAUGGGAUAUUGGUGUGGCAACUAUGAAAAAGGGUGAGCGAGCAUUGUUAACAUGUGCACCAGAAUAUGCCUAUGGUGAAGCUGGCAGUCCUCCAACCAUUCCACCAAAUUCCACUCUGAAAUUCGAUGUUGAAGUCAUCAGUUGGCAAGGUGAAGAUUUGAGUCCAAAAAAUGAUGGUGGCAUUGAGAGAAUACACAUCACACCAGGCGAAGGAUAUUCAACACCUAAUGAAGGGGCCAUAGUAGAAGUACACUUCACUGGAAAAUACGAUAACAAAGUAUUUGAAGACAGAGAGGUAACUUUCACUGUCGGAGAGGGUUCCGAAGCAAACAUCAUUCCAGGCAUAGAGAUCGCUGUUGAGCAGUUUAAGAAAGGAGAAACAUCUCGGCUCAUAAUUAAGCCGAAAUAUGCUUUUGGUAUUGACGGGUCUCAGAAAUAUAAUAUACCUCCAAAUGCCACAGUAGAAUAUAUUGUUAGUUUGAAAAAAUUUGAGAAAGCGCCUGAGAGCUGGUCUCUAGAUUCUCAAGACAGGAUUGAACAGUCAAAAUUAUUCAAAGAGAGGGGAACAGGCUAUUUCAAAAAUGGGAAAUAUGAGUUAGCCAACAAAUUGUAUAAGAGGAUUCAGUCAUACUUGGAGUCUGAAAGUGAUAAGAGUGUAGAAGAAGCGAAAAAUUCUCUUCUACUAGCAUCCCACCUCAACAUAGCUCUUUGUCAGCUGAAACUCAAGGACUAUUUCGAAGCCCGAUCUGCUGCCUCAGCGGCUCUGAAGCUAGAUCCCAAUAAUGAAAAAGCUCUUUUCAGACGAGGUCAGGCUCUGGUGAGUCUAAAAGAACCUGAGUUAGCCAGUAAAGAUUUCAGCAGGUGUCUCGAAAUUGAUCCAAAUAACAAUGCAGCCAAACAACAGCUGGCCGUUUGUACUAAAAUACUAAAUGAACAGCUACAGAAGGAAAAGAAAAUUUAUGCAAACAUGUUCGACAAAUUUGCAAAGAUGGAUACACAGGUGAAAACAAAUUGA